Ciona intestinalis (vase tunicate) is the source of this 3685-nucleotide messenger RNA. The record is from RefSeq and is a predicted model, not a curated record. NCBI's taxonomy places the organism in Eukaryota, Metazoa, Chordata, Ascidiacea, Phlebobranchia, Cionidae.
GAUUCUUUUGAAUAAGAAGUUAGAAGUGUGAGGGGUGUAAUGUAGCUGUGUUGAACACAAUGUGGGUUUAAAAUAACUGGCAAAUGAUGGAGUUACCCGAUCUUAGUCACCUAACAGAAGAGGAACAGAAACAAAUUCUUUCUGUUAUUAAGAGGCAACAAGAUGAAGAAAAGAAAGAAAAAGCGAUGAUUAAAAAUCUGCACCAGCAGUUUGAGACGUACAAGGAACAGGUUAAGAAAGCUUCGGAAACUUACGAAUCAAAGAAUACUCCAGGCACCAAUGUGGACAUAGGAGAGACAUGUUCCUUGUGCCACAAAACCAAGAUGGCUGAAGGCAGUGGUCAUAGUUGCUCCUACUGUUCAAGAAAAUUCUGUUCCAGAUGUGGGGGGAGGGUUCCUGUGAAGUCAAGCAAGAAGACUGAACGAAUGCUGAUGUGGGUUUGCAAUCUAUGUCGGAAGCAGCAGGAAAUGCUGACCAAAUCUGGUGCGUGGUGCAAUGCAAAUGGAAGCAAGUCAACCCUGACUCUGAACCUGGAACCCAUCCCAGCGAAUGACCUAACAGCUAAGUACGGGAAGAUGUCAGGAUCUAUGAGUCUUGCUCAACUGGAAGGAAGAGCAAGAAGAAGCCCAAGGAACAGCAUCGGAGGACAAAGAUCAAGAGGAUCUGUUUUAAAGAAAGGGAACAGUGAACCUCAGUUGACAAAUUGCGAGAAAAUGUCAAAAAGUGAGGAUGAAAACGGUAAUAUUGAGAGCUUUGGUUUACCAGAUAGGUGUGAGAAUAUUGCUUCACACAAUACUUCAACUGAUGGUGCGCAGGACCAAAUUGGACGUACUACUAAUGGUGUGAGGCGCUCAAGCACCAAUUCCGACCGAGUUUUGCACAGACAAGUGCCCAUAUUGCAUUCAUCGUCUGUUGAAAAUGAAGCCAGUGCUCAAGUUACGAGUUCCAGCAACACCACUGUGACAAAGCAACCAGCAGAGAAUAAAUCAGUGAACAAACCUCAUCGUACAAAUGAUAUUAUGACAAACAGUGAGAAAGAUAUCGUGAAACCAAAAGCUAAACCGAGGGUGGUGUCUUCCUCCACCUCCUCCCAUCUUGACACACAACCUCCACGAUCCUCCGGGAGCACUCCUAACAUGAGUGGUGGGAAGUCCUCCGAAACCAUCCGGAGCCAAGUGGGAUCAGAUCACCGUAAAGAGCAGGAUGAUCGGAUGAGGACUAGCUCUUCCUCACCGAGGAUGGGGAAUGAUGCAAGGGUACAUCAAUCUUCCCGGGAUGUUAAACAUAGAGAGAUAAUCAAUCACAACAUUCGAGAUGAAUAUCAUGGAAAACGACAAACUGAACCUACCCAUAAACCAGGGGAAAUCCCCUCACAGCCCCACUCUGCGUCAGAAUCACCACGAUCAACCCACAGAGCAGCAACCCAUCAUGGCUCACCCAAUUUACCAUUGAAGAAAAAUGAAGACCCCACUCUUUUACCCAGUGACCCCCGAUCACACAGUAAACCCCAUGAAGCGUCACCGAAACGUGUAAGAUCCAUUUCUGUAAGUCAAAGCAGUCACUUCAGCGGGAGUCCGCACUCAUCACCACAAAUCAAACGCAGCGAUCGUUCUGUUGGUAACUUCACAUCACACAGUCCUGAAUCACAUGGAACACAAAGAAGAAAUCAUAGAAUGAAUAAAGACAGACAAUCAUACUUAGAUUCUAUGACCUUGGACAACAGAGGAAACCGAAGAUAUGUUAAACAGGGAUGUAAAUCAUCACUAAGUGACACAGAGAGCUCGCAUCAGCUCCACCAAACUUACCUGGGAACCUCCAGGAGGAGAGUGGAAGCGGGAGGAAGCAGAAGAAGAAUCGAGUCGAGGCAGGAUUCGGUCGAUAGUGUUGAUUCUGACCCAAUGACUGCAUAUCGUUCCCUACCCCGGUUUGACGACGUCACCCAACACUUUCACUGUCAGAACCCCCACCGUGACCCCUAUUAUGGGGGUUCCCCUAUCAACCAAAGCCACGAACAAAAUAGACUUAGCUACAGUGAUGUGAAUUUGUAUGACAACCACAUAGAAUGUAGAAAUCACCAUAGAAAGCGAAUGAACAGACAAGAUUACCUAGAUUCAAAUGCCAUGACAAUAAGAAGACCCCAUCACCAUAAAGUUAAGAGACCAGACAAAUACAAAAGAAGAAACCCAUCGUUGAGUAGUACGGACGAAGAACGGGAAGAUUUCCAAACAACUCCUGAUUAUUCCAGUUGUGAAGAUGAGCACCAAAGACAUGGGCACGCGUGGGCCGAGUCGGCCAACCGCGACGACAAUCUUCUCUUCUUCUCGUCGCCGUGGCGAGGUGACCUUAACCUGACCUCUCGAAACGAGCACUUUGACGGAAGAAAUCGGAAAAAAGUUCAUUUUACUGAAUCGGUCGACAAGAAAUAUCUCCAGAAAUAUCCAGGGAGUUUAUCUGACCACUCGAUGUCAGUAUCCGCAGAAAACCUCUCAAGCGGAACCCGUGAUUCGGGGAUAGACACGAGUUCCACCAACACGCAUAGCGAUGAAAAAGAGCAACCAGUGUCAUGGCAACCGUCGCCAGAUGGAAGGUUUCUGAUUGGUCGAAUGAUUUUGAACAAAGGGUUAGCAACCGGGGAUUCCCAGAAUCAAGAGGGGGCCAUACUUGGCUUGAAGGUGGUUGGAGGAAAAAUGACAGAGUCAGGACGACUCGGGGCUUUUAUUACGAAAGUAAAACACGGUAGUUUAGCUGACGUGGUGGGCCAUCUUCAACCUGGUGAUGAGGUUGUUAUGUGGAACGACAAUUGUCUUCAAAACGCUUCGUUUGAUGAAGUUUACGAAGCCGUGCUUGCUUCCAAGAAAUCUAAACUGGUCGAGCUGACGGUUUCUCGUCAAAUUAAAGAAGUUCCGAGAAUUCCUGACUCUCUACAUCGCCACCCAGUGACGGAAUCGAGUAGUAGCUCGUUUGAGUCUCAGAAGAGAGAGGAGGGGAUGAAUGGGAGAAAUGGCCAACGGAGGACAAGGGUGACUCCCUCUAAGAUACAAGUACGUCUCUGGUUUGACAAUUCAACCCAACAACUUUAUGUGACUGUGUUGCAAGCAAUUGACCUUUUACCCAGGGAAGGGGGAAUGUUGAGAAACCCAUACAUUAAGAUGUAUCUGUUACCAGAUCGUAGCGAGGCAUCCAAAAGACGAAGUAAAACAGCGAAAAAGACGCUCAACCCGUCGUGGCAUCAAUCCUUUGUGUACGGACCUAUACGUAGGCAAGACCUUGGCUCGAUGGCGCUAGAGGUCUCGCUGUGGGACCUGGAUCGUUCCGUUGAAUCCAAUAAUCAUUUUUUGGGAGAGAUUUUUAUCGACCUCGGAAUGACGCGACUCGAUGACACCACCCAGUGGUUUAAUCUUGUGAUGGAGGAAGACACGGUGAACCACUCCGUUUCCCACUCGAUCUCUCACUAUGAUUACGUUCCAGAACCCCACCAAGUGGUGAAAGGGCGCCGUCGAGUGGCGAGUGAAGCAGAUUUCGGGUUCGUUUUUAUUAAAAAGCAGUUUUUGGUAAUUUAUUUUUAGAUAAAUUUCAAAUUUCAGGUUUAAAAGUUUUUGCUUUGGUGUGUUUUAUAUUUGAGUGAAUGGUAUAUUGGGUUAAAUCUAAUUUAUUCUAUAAGGACUGUAACUAUACCAGUAUAUCA